GUACAUCAUGGAUCCAAAGAAAGCCAAAUGCCGUACCUGGAGCCCGUACUCUGUUGCGGGUUGGCUUCCUGCUGCACCUGAUGUCAUUCAAGCCUCUCCUCCAAAGAUUUACUACACCAACCGACACAAUGGAACGCGGAGGGUAUCAUGCUGACGCGUCCAGUUUUCCAUAUCCCACUAGCUUGAACUAUGAACAAUGACAGCAUUUGCUUGAAGUUAAUGUGUGUGUGCGCCACCAAGGGUCACUUGUUGGAGAUGAUGUGGACUGGUGAGUCUGUUAUUAACUUUCCUGGAACAGACUACCACAUUUUGUGGCGGAAGUCGCUGCUUGAUCCGGCAAUGAAUUGGAGCUCGUAUGUGACUACAAUCGACAUCGCUGGAGAAUUGUUUGGACUCAGCACAUUGUUUCUCGGAGUGGAAUUCUACAGGAAUAACACCAACCACUUCAGCAAGCAGAAUGGUUUCUCUCCAAUUCCCGAGCCUGUCUCGAUGAAAAGUGCAAUUUGAGUUGUGACUGGCAAAGACCAGCUGAACAUUUGUGGUACUGUAUUCUUUUGAUUCCUCCCCGUGUAGCGCGAUGGGAGGUGGCGCCACUGGAUGGCAACUUAGAAUCUGUUCCUUUCAGUAGACAGCUUAGCUUAAAAAGCGGCUUAGGCAUGCGCUCAGUGCAAA
Durusdinium trenchii is the source of this 672-nucleotide messenger RNA. Lineage: Eukaryota; Dinophyceae; Suessiales; Symbiodiniaceae. The record is from the annotation of a GenBank genome assembly.